Electrophorus electricus (electric eel) is the source of this 4208-nucleotide messenger RNA. It is a transcript of the gene ifih1, whose product is annotated as interferon induced with helicase C domain 1. Gene Ontology annotation, biological process: antiviral innate immune response; MDA-5 signaling pathway. Gene Ontology annotation, molecular function: hydrolase activity; ATP binding; zinc ion binding. NCBI's taxonomy places the organism in Eukaryota, Metazoa, Chordata, Actinopteri, Gymnotiformes, Gymnotidae. The record is from RefSeq and is a predicted model, not a curated record. Gene Ontology annotation, cellular component: cytoplasm.
AUAGCCUAAAUACUUGUGCUGUUGUGUUAAAUUAUUUUAUAAAGACAUCGAAGGCCAUUACCUGGCCUGAAGCUUGUUGCUCCGGAAAGGAGCUGCUCGUUCACAGGCACACGAAACCCACGGCCUUUUGCUAAUAUCAUUCUGCACAAUGAACGAUGAUCAGGAGAGGAACACUAUUAACUGUUUCCGAAACAGACUGCGGCGCCUUAUUAACGUCGGCCCUGUUCUGGACAUGCUUCAGUUCCUGAGCGAUGAUCAAAAGGAGCUGAUAAGAGCGAAAACUCGGACUGAGGGCGACAUAAGCGCGGCCGACCUACUUCUUCAUGAAGUUAUAACUAAAGAACAUUCAGAGGGUUGGUUUAGGGAACUCAUAACUGCGCUUGAAACCGCUGGGUGCAGACAUGCAGCAAAUUACAUGGAGAACAAUCCUCCCAGCCCAUCGAAGGAGUUUGAAAAUGACAACUGCAUUAAACUGAUAGACCUCCUGAAACUCAGUCUAGUCGACAUGAAAACGCGAGAUGUUUGCAAUAGCUGUUAUCAGCGGAGUCUUUUAACCGACGAGGAUCGCGAAAAUAUUUUUGCUGUGAAUGAUCAGCAGGGGAACAAGGCAGGGGCACGCCUGCUGCUCUCUCGGCUAGUGAAGAAAGAGCUUGGUUGGUACUCUGAAUUCCUGGAGGCUCUGAAAGAAACAGGCCACGGCAUGCUGGCACGUGAGCUCCAAGGAGAACCUUUGAAGGGUCACGAAACAGCGUCAGGUGAAAGUGACGAGCCCCAAGCUUUGCAGGAUGAGACGAAAGCAGUCGCUCCGGGAGGCACAGAGGACUUUUCUGCCCGCUCUCACUCCCCUCCCCGCGCUUUCGACCUCCACUCCUCUCAGACGUCUCCCUCGUCUGCCCCCAGCCUCGAGGUCCAGAGCCUGGACAGCAGCAUGGACACCAGUGACUUUCUUUCAUCUACUGAUGUAUCUGCGGGCGAUCUGGCCAAAGAUUUGGACCUGUACAAAGAGAGCAACGAAGAAAUGGAGACAGAGCAAACAGCAGACAGCCCGGGUCCAUCAGUGAGUGACAGUGAGAUUGUGCUGCAUGAUUAUCAAAUGGAGGUUGCUCUACCAGCUCUCGAGGGGAAAAACAUCAUUAUCUGCCUGCCUACAGGAAGUGGUAAAACCCGCGUCGCUGUGUACAUCACCAAACAGCAUCUGGAGAGCAGGCGACGGAUGGGACAGCCAGGGAAAGUUGUUGUCCUAGUUAAUAAGGUUCCUCUGGUAGAGCAGCACUAUAAGGCUGAGUUUGGCAAGUUCCUGAAGCACCAAUACUCUGUGGAGAGAGUCAGUGGAGACUCGCAACUCAAAAUCUCUUUUCCACAAGUCAUCGAGAAAAACGAUAUCAUCAUCUGCACUGCACAGAUUCUGGAAAACUCUUUGGCCAAAGCCAAGAACGGGGAUGAGGACGGAAUCAAGUUAUCGCAGUUCACGUUGAUGGUGAUUGAUGAGUGUCACCACACACAGAAGGGCGGAGUCUACAACCACAUCAUGAUCCGCUACCUAAAGCAGAAGCACAGGAACAUCGGGCUGCUUAAGGAACAAAAGACCCCCGUGCCCCUCCCACAGAUCCUCGGCCUCACUGCCUCGCCCGGGGUGGGAGGAGCCAAGAACCAACAGAAGGCAGAGGAGCACAUCCUCAGAAUUUGCGCUAACUUGGAUGCUUACACUAUUAAGACCAAAAGCCUCAGAGAGGAACUCAUGGCUCCAUACAAAUGCAUCGCAAGUGCACCAGAGAGAAAGGAGGAUCCCUUUGGAGAUGUGAUCAAGGGGAUCAUGGAUGAGAUUCACUCGCAUGCUGAGCUGAGCCCCCUGUGCCAACCGGGCACGCAGAACUACGAGCAGUGGGUGGUGCAGAAAGAGCAGAAUGCUGCCAAAGAGGACAACCCACGAGUGCGGGUUUGUGCAGAGCACCUGCGCCAGUACAACGAGGCUCUCCACCAGAGCAACACCAUCCGCAUGUCCGACGCCUUCAGCUUCCUCAACAAGUACUACAACGAAGAGCUCAAGAAGAAAAGCAGCCCUGAUGAAGAUGACGUUAUUCAGAUCACCGACACCGAGAGAUUUCUCUUCAGACUGUUCAAAGAUAAUAAAGAGCAUCUGCAGGAGCUGACGAAAAACCCGCAGUAUGAGAAUAACACUCUGGCUACAUUGAAGACCAAGAUUCUCCAAGAGUUUACUUCCAGAACUAUAGCCAGAGGCAUUAUCUUCACCAAGACCCGCCACAGUGCCAUUGCUCUCAGCCAGUGGAUUCGGGAGAACCCAAAGUUUGAGAGUGUUGGAGUCAGAGCAAGCCAUCUGAUUGGUGGAGGGGACCAAAGUGUGGUGAAACCAAUGACCUCGGCAGAGCAGAAGGACGUGCUGAACAAGUUUCAUGAAGGGGAGAUCAACGUACUAAUAGCCACCACUGUGGCAGAGGAAGGACUGGAUAUUGCACAGUGUAACUUUGUCAUUCGUUACUGUCUGGUGACCAAUGAAAUCGCCAUGAUUCAGGCUCGAGGCAGAGGGAGGGCAGAGGACAGCAGCUACACCGUGGUGGAGGAGGCAGGGUCAGGCGUCGCAGAGAGGGAGAGCGUGAAUGAAUACCGUGAGACGAUGAUGAGCAAAGCCAUUGCCAGGGUGUGCACACUGUGCCAAGAAGAGUAUGAGAAGAAAACAAAGGAGUACCAGAUGCAGGCGAUCAUGGAGGAGCGUGUGAAGGUGAAGAAGAAACAACAGAAGGUCAUGAAGAAGGAGGAUCCCAGCAAAGUGAAGUUCUCCUGCAGAAGCUGCAACAAACCUGUUUGCUCUGGCGAAGAUAUCGAGAUCAUUGAGAACAUGCACCACGUCAAUGUCACUACUGCCUUCAGAGAGUUGUUCACUGUAAGGGAGAACACCUCCUUGCAAGAAAGAUUCCUGGACUAUGAAGCAAACGGAGUCAUAGCUUGUAAACAAUGUGGACAGCAAUGGGGCUCCAUGAUGCUCUAUAAGAGCAUCGAGUGUCCGUGUCUCCACAUCAAACACUUUGUGGUGACGUAUGGCUCGAAAAAAAAGGACUUCAGAAAGUGGAAUGAGCUGGCAAUCAGGUUCCCAUCAUUCAGCUACUUGCAGCAUGCCGAACACAUCGCAAACAACUCGGACGAGGAGAUGGGAGACAUGGAGUGAAAUGGCUGGAAAAACCAGACGUCAGUCAGCCAGGCUGCUGAAGAUGGGUGGUAAACAAGCUGUACUGGGAAUUUUGCUGGAAUCAUGGUAACCACCAUCCACACCAUGACCAAAAGUGGGAGAACCAUGCAGAACUUUCCAUGGUUUUCUAAAAAUAUCUUUUAAUUCAGGCUAAGGGUAUUCAGAGUCGAUAAAACCUUGGCGAAUUUUUGUUUUCAUUUCGUUGCUGGUUCCUGAUCUAUGGCACUAUAUACUGCACACUAGGUCAAGCUGGUCUCUCAAGUGUUACGCAAUUAUGCACAUAAGGUUUAGGGGCCUGACAUUCAUACAUUCUUACAUACAUGGUGACUUCCAAACUCUUUCAACUGCUCUAAUAAAUAGCCAAUUUCGAUGCUUGGAUAUUUUCUGCCUUUGAGACUUUCAUGCUGCUUUACAGGGACUGUUCCUGUAGUUGGUCAAUGUAAGUUACUUAGACAGCCGAAUUAUCUUAAUUUAGAGGAUUAUUUAGACAUCUUAAUUUAGAGGACAUUACAAUUACUUAUUUUCAUGGAUUUCCAACUGUCUUAAGAUAUUGACUAAGUUUUAAUAUGUUUUUAAAUGUCACGAAGAAUGCAAAUUCAUAAAGUUUUCAAAAGGUGUUGUCAAGCAGUUUUUCAAGCAGAGAAUCGUUUUAGACUGCAGUUGCAAAUUAGUCUAAUGGUGUUUUGGUUCUGCUCUCCAUCAAAUCGGACCUCAAAUUAAACAAGUUUCAUAAAGACGUAACUGGGAGAAUUUACAUAUACACUGGGUGAACCAUAUAGGAAUCAUUUAUUUACAUUUACUUUUAUGGCAUUUGGCAGGGCCAAAUACAGAGCGACUUACUAAAGUGCUUUGUGAAGUCAAAGCACUUGUGAUACAUCCUGCCCCUAUUUCACUGUAACCGGACCACUGACUGCUUUGUUUGCCUUGUCCAGCUGCUGUAUGUUGUUGCAUGAUUUGUUCAUAUAAAAGAGAGUGAAAAAAAAUAAAUAUAGUUGAUUCUGUUGAA